Sitodiplosis mosellana (orange wheat blossom midge) is the source of this 409-nucleotide messenger RNA. RefSeq names its product ankyrin repeat domain-containing protein 65-like. The transcript has 4 exons. Gene Ontology annotation, molecular function: protein binding. The record is from RefSeq and is a predicted model, not a curated record. The annotation marks the transcript as partial. NCBI's taxonomy places the organism in Eukaryota, Metazoa, Arthropoda, Insecta, Diptera, Cecidomyiidae.
AUGAGGAGUAGAAAUGUGUAUGGACACUUUUCCGAACUCGGCCUCUAUACCAAAGAUUUGACCGCCGGCACAUUUUUGGCCGCGCUGCCGUGCUUCUACGCCAAAAGCCAUUGUCACAAGAGUGUCACCGAACUUCUCACCAGCAAAGGAGCCAAUGUUGAUAUCAAAAAUGUUCAGAAUCAGACACCUCUUCAUCAUGCUGCUUCCCAUGGUCACAAGAGCGUCACUGAAGUUCUCAGCCGUAAAGCAAACGAUCUUAAUAUUAAAAAUUAUUUUAAUAACACACCUCUUCAUUUGGCAGCUAUGAAUGGUCACGGAGGUGUCGCUGAUGUGCUUCUCAAGAAUGGAGCUAACGCUGAUAUUGGAGAUGAUUUGAAUACCACAGCUCUUCAUUUAGCUGCAUUAGAUG